AUGGGCUGUGCUCUGUCCGGGACUGGGCUCGAUCCCGGGAAAGCGGCUGGGGAUGUGCACGGUCCGGUUCCCCGCCCGGAGGCGGCAGGGUCAGAGCUGAUAGCCUCGGACUCUGACCCCCCUCCGCCUCUCUCCGAGCAGCAGAAAGAGCUCAUUCGGCAAUCGUGGGUGAUCCUGCAUCAGGACAUCGCCAGAGUCGGCAUCAUCAUGUUCAUCAGGUUGUUUGAAACUCACCCUGAAUGUAAAGAUGUCUUCUUCCUCUUCCGUGACAUUGAUGAUCUUCAGCAGCUGAAGAUGAGCAAGGAGCUACAAUCUCACGGACUCCGUGUCAUGUCCUUCAUCGAGAAGAGUGUGGCCCGACUGGAACAGGAAGACAAAUUGGAGCAGCUCGCUUUCGAACUUGGCCGAAGCCAUUGCAGAUACAAUGCUCCCCCGAAGUAUUAUGAGUAUGUAGGAGUACAGUUCAUUGCGGUGGUGAAACCAAUCCUGAAAGAGAAAUGGACAGCAGAUGUGGAAGAAGCAUGGGAGGGUCUGUUUGAGUAUUUAACACGGACGAUGAAGAGGGGUUACUAUGACGCUGAGCAGAGCAACAACAUCAACCAAUCGAGUCACACAAAACGGAGAGCUCAGUCUGGGCUGAAGGCCAAUCAGAACGCGGUGUAAUACCCACACUAUCCCUGGAAGGGGGGGGGGGGGUCGAGG
This is a messenger RNA of Hemiscyllium ocellatum (epaulette shark), 702 nucleotides long. It is a transcript of the gene xgb, whose product is annotated as x globin. The record is from RefSeq and is a predicted model, not a curated record. NCBI's taxonomy places the organism in Eukaryota, Metazoa, Chordata, Chondrichthyes, Orectolobiformes, Hemiscylliidae. The transcript is spliced from 5 exons. Gene Ontology annotation, molecular function: heme binding; oxygen binding. Bases 1 to 663 code for a protein of 220 amino acids.